GAUCUUCAAAGACCGAAAAUGAGGUUCACAUUGACUUGCCGGUGCUUGGCACUGUUCCUCCUUCUAAAUCACCCCACCCCAAUUCUUCCCAACUCCUCAAAUCAAACCUACCCGACCAUGGAGCCUGAGCCCUUCCUGUACAUCAUGGGCCGGAAGAAGAUGAUGGAUGCACAGUACAAGUGCUAUGACCGCAUGGAGCAGCUGCCCCCGUACCAGGGAGAAGGCCCAUACUGCAACCGCACCUGGGAUGGAUGGCUGUGCUGGGAUGACACACCGGCAGGGGUCCUGUCCUACCAGCCCUGCCCCGACUACUUUCCGGACUUCGACCCAACAGAAAGGGUUACGAAAUACUGUGAUGAAAGUGGCGUUUGGUUUAAACAUCCGGAGAACAAUCGCACUUGGUCCAACUACACCAUGUGCAAUGCCUUCACUCCUGAGAAACUGAAGAGUGCAUACGUGCUGUACUAUCUGGCGAUCGUGGGUCACUCGAUAUCGAUUUUCACCUUGGUGAUUUCCCUGGGGAUCUUCAUGUUUUUCAAGAGCCUGAGCUGCCAGAGGGUAACCCUGCACAAGAACAUGUUCCUCACCUACAUUCUGAACUCCAUACUGAUCAUUGUCCACCUGGUGGAAGUCGUGCCCAACGGAGAACUGGUGCGCAAGGACCCGGUGAGCUGCAAGGUCCUGCACUUCUUCCACCAGUACAUGAUGGCCUGCAACUACUUCUGGAUGCUCUGUGAAGGCAUCUACCUUCACACGCUCGUUGUGGUGUCGGUGUUCACAGAGGAGCAGCAGCUACGUUGGUACUACCUCUUGGGCUGGGGGUUCCCGCUGGUGCCAACCACUAUCCAUGCCAUCACCAGGGCCCUGUACUUCAAUGACAACUGCUGGUUGAGUGUGGAGACCUAUUUGCUUUACAUAAUCCAUGGCCCUGUCAUGGCAGCGUUGGUGGUCAACUUCUUCUUUCUACUCAACAUUGUCCGGGUGCUUGUGACCAAGAUGCGAGAAACCCACGAGGCGGAGUCGCACAUGUACCUGAAGGCUGUGAAGGCCACCAUGGUCCUGGUGCCCCUGCUGGGCGUCCAGUUUGUGGUCUUUCCAUGGAGACCUUCCAACAAGGUGCUGGGGAAAAUCUACGAUUACUUCAUGCACUCUCUGAUCCACUUCCAGGGAUUCUUUGUUGCGACGAUCUACUGCUUCUGCAACAAUGAGGUCCAGACCACCGUGAAGCGCCAAUGGGCACAGUUCAGAAUUCAGUGGAGCCAGCGCUGGGGCAGGCUCCCCUCGGGCCGCUCGGCCCCCCGCGCUGCCCCUGCCGCAGAGCGGGAUGACAUCCCUGUCUACAUCUGCCAUCAGCAGCCCAGGCAGGCGCCGGCCAACAACCGUGGCCAGGACGCCGUGGAGGCCAUCCCGCUGAACGUCAUCGAGCAAGAGUCGUCCGCAUGA
Carlito syrichta (Philippine tarsier) is the source of this 1443-nucleotide messenger RNA. It is a transcript of the gene CALCR, whose product is annotated as calcitonin receptor. The transcript has 12 exons. Lineage: Eukaryota; Metazoa; Chordata; Mammalia; Primates; Tarsiidae. Bases 19 to 1443 code for a protein of 474 amino acids. Gene Ontology annotation, molecular function: calcitonin receptor activity; amylin receptor activity. The record is from RefSeq and is a predicted model, not a curated record. Gene Ontology annotation, cellular component: plasma membrane; axon. Gene Ontology annotation, biological process: cell surface receptor signaling pathway; positive regulation of cytosolic calcium ion concentration; adenylate cyclase-activating G protein-coupled receptor signaling pathway.